This is a messenger RNA of Cyprinodon variegatus (sheepshead minnow), 3252 nucleotides long. It is a transcript of the gene tsc1a, whose product is annotated as hamartin-like. The coding region runs from base 90 to 2951 and encodes 953 amino acids. The record is from RefSeq and is a predicted model, not a curated record. Gene Ontology annotation, biological process: negative regulation of cell population proliferation; negative regulation of TOR signaling; regulation of cell cycle. Lineage: Eukaryota; Metazoa; Chordata; Actinopteri; Cyprinodontiformes; Cyprinodontidae. Gene Ontology annotation, cellular component: TSC1-TSC2 complex. The transcript has 23 exons.
UUGCUGUCACUGGACAUGUCCGCUCUCUGCUGGAAUCAACAGGUCUGAAGGUACCGAAGAAGCUGAACUGGACCUCUGGAGGGAGCAGGAUGUCCAAAGACCAGCUCAGCUUCCCGGACCUGCUGCUGUCACUGGACGGCUCAGAGCUGCAGGAGGUGGAGCGGGUCAGAGCCGCCAUCAACCAGCAGCUGAGUACGGACAGAGGAGGCUCUAUGUUGUCCUCUCUGGUGGAGCAUUACCUGGACUCCUCCUCCUCCCAGGCGGCGCUGCUGCUCUCCUCCAUCAGGGAGCCUCAUCACAAGGUUCUCCUGGAGAAGCUGAACGAGGCUCUAAACCGACCUGGGAACAGAGUGGCAGCCGUCACCCUGCUGGGUCACCUGAUCAGGAAGCAGCCUCCUUGGGUUCAUCACGUCAGCCAAUCGCCUGUUCUGCCAUCGCUGCUGCGCUGCCUGAAGACCGACGGAGAAGUGGUGGUUCUGGUCACCGGGGUUCUGGUCCUUAUCACCCUCCUACCCAUGAUCCCUCAGGCUGGGAAGCAGCACAUCUACGACUUCUUCGACGUCUUUGGACGCCUGGUUUCCUGGAGCUACAGGAACCCUGGCCAGGUGUCUGCGGCGUACCUGGUCCACCUCCAUGCAGGCGUCUACUCCCUGUUCCACCGUCUCUAUGGGAUGUUCCCCUGUAACUUUGUCUCCUACCUGCGGCUGCACUACAGCAUGAAGGAGAACAUGGACACCUUCCAGGAGCUGGUCAAGCCGAUGUUGGAGCAUGUCCGGAUUCACCCGGAGCUGGUGACAGGGACCCAGGACCAGGAACUGGACCCGUCCAGGUGGAGACGUUAUGAGGUCCAUGACAUCAUCAUUGAGUGCUCCAGACUGUCUCUGGACCCGCUGGAGUCGUCCUGUGAAGAGGACGUCCCCAACCCCACCCCUCUGUCCUCCCCUGCUCCUCACCUGGAUCCAAGCCACGCCCACCAUGAGGUGGAGCCAAUUAGCAGCUCAGGAAACUCCAUCAGUCAUCCUCAGCUGGAGCUGAACUCCUCCUUCCUGCAGGCUGAUGAGCUCACCUGGAGCCCCUCCUGCGUCUGUGGUUUGGCCACGCCUCCUCCAGAGCCCGCAGCUACAGGCCCCACCCUCUGCUCCAUCUCAGCUUCUGUAGCUGUAGCCACGCCCCCUGACAGCCAGCAGCCUGUCAGCGCGCUGCAGGUGAAGGUGAACCUGGAUGGUGCAGAUGUCCCACCACCAGCCGCCCCAUUGAAGCUCCUCACUCUCACCCCCAGCUGUGAUUCUGGCCUCCCCUCCCCCCUCUGCCUCACCCCCCCUGAGCCCCCUGCCCAUGUAUGUGAGGCCCCAGGCCCCGCCCCUCCCUAUGAGUCGCUGUUUGAUCUCGCCCUGCCUCGAGCGGCUAAACUCUUCAUUGUCAGGAAGACGCAGGAGGCGCUGGAAAGAUCUGGAGGGGAGCAGAAGAAGGAGGAGCAGAGCUCCAUCUCUCCCCUGAAGGUUCUAGACCAGAUGAUUGAAAACGGAAACGACGCUCACCAGCGUCUCAGCAGGAGGUUCUCAGCCGGAACCAGGUCCAUGGAGCGCAGUCAGAUGGGAGGUAAACAACAGAGCAUGAGAAGCAGAGGCCCCACCCAGGGGGAGGAGCUACAGGCCCUGAGGAGUCAGCUGCUGCUGGUUCACAGCCAGCUUCUCUACGAACGCUUCAAAAGGCAGCAGCACGCCGUCAGGAACCGACGUCUGCUGCGCCGCGUCAUCAAUGCCACAGCGCUGGAGGAGCAGACGGUUGCUACGAAGGCGCAGCUCAGCGUGCAGAACCAGGAGAUCCAGGCUCUGAGGGCCAGUCUGGAGGAAGAACAAAGACGGUUCACCGAGCUGAAGAACGACACAAAGACGCAGACCGAGCUUCUCCACGCUCAGCUCCAACAGCUGCUGCUGCAACAGCAGGAGCAGCAGCAGGAGAACCUGCAGCUGCAGAGUGAACUUGCAGAAUCCCAGCGCAGGCUGCAGGACCUGGAGGCGGAGCUUCAGAGAGCCCAUAACAAGGCCAACCACGCCGAACGCCAGCUGACCCAGCUGAGCCCUAAGCUGUGCAGCAGUGAGCAGCAGCAGCAGCAGAUCUUCCUGCUCAACCAGCAGCUCCUCCUGCUCAGAGAAACCAACCGAGCCCUGAGGAACCAGCUGGAGGAAGGAGGACCUCGCAGCUGGACGGAGGAGGCCAUGCUGCAGCGCUGCGUGGGGAAGGACUUCCAGAGGCUGAAGGACUCAGACGUCCUGCAGAAACAGAAGCUGGAAGCGGCCAAUCACAGGAUAGCAGAGCUGGAGAACCAGCUGGCUAAGAAGGACAAGCUGAUCCUGGAUCAGAAGAAGCUCCUGGAGGACACCAAGAACCGGAGCAGGGCGGAGCUGUCGGCGUCAGAGAGUCGCUGCGUGGCCCUGAGAAGAACCGCCCAGACCCUGCAGACCGAGAUGCUGCUGCUCUACAGCCAGGUCCACCUGGACCCGAGUCCACACAGCCGGGCUCUGGACGUCAGCAGCAGGCCAAUCAGAGAUGCCGCUUCCUCACCCAUCGCUCUGGACGCCAACAAGUCCCGCCCCCCCUCUUCUUCUGCUGUGGGAAUUAUCAACGGUGCCAUGGAGGCCCUCCCCUCCUCCUCCCCCCUCUCCGUCUCCCCCUUUGACUCCCCGCUGGCCGUCGGAUCCUUCCUGGAGCAGCAGGCCCGCCGGCUGUUUGGGCCGAACAACCAGAACCCAGAGGAGGAGGAGGAGGAGGCCCAACCAGAAAGUCCUCCACUGGGUCAGGAGGUGGAGGAGGCCACCCUGCUCACUGGGAGUCCUCAGGUGGAGUCCCCCCUUCCUGCUGUGGUCCCCGCAGACUUGGCCCCCGCCGUCCGCCAGCGCAGAGACGAGCUCAGCAUCAUGGACUACGACAGGUCGCUGCCCGAGUUCUGAGAAAGAGCAGAGGGGGGGCCAGAGGUCAGAGGUGAACGGAAGCAACACUUAAAACAGUAACAGACUGGAUGGUAGCCCCGCCCACAGGAAGGCCUGUAGCUCCGCCCACGGCAGAGCCUGAUGGAUCUACUGCUUCAGGAAGCUGAAUGUGGAUCAUCUGGUCGGCCAGACCGCUCUGACUGUUUACCGCCUGUUUCCAGCUCAGAUCAUCCAUGCAGUCGAUCAUUUGCAGCCUGAGAACUCCAACAAUAAAUACUGAGUGAAACCUCUGUGUCUGCAGCUUCUGUCUAGAUUAGGCCUG